Heterotrigona itama is the source of this 1989-nucleotide messenger RNA. NCBI's taxonomy places the organism in Eukaryota, Metazoa, Arthropoda, Insecta, Hymenoptera, Apidae. The record is from the annotation of a GenBank genome assembly.
AUGGAUGUAACUGGCAAAGUUCUUUACGACAAAAUCCGAUGUUUACGCCCGGAACUUUCGAACGUUGUUACGUCAGAACUGCUGGAUAAAAUUUGUGACAAACCUUUGGUACAGCCGUUUUUGAAAUGGUUCUGCAAGAAUGUAAAUUACGUCAACAUUUUGUCAAACGAAGAUAUCCAAAUAAAGAAUAAAUUGCAAGAAAUGAACGAAUGGUUGGAAGACUCGGAAUUGGAUUAUGCAUUGAAAGAAGCAGCUAGAGAUUGUCCUGAUUUGUUAAGAAUCAUUUCCUUCGAUGAUACGGAUGUCAACAAUUUGUUCAUAGAAUACGAAAUAGUAAAGGAUUCCUACAAGGAAGAUGAAAAUUAUAUUCACAAAUUGCAGAAUGGGAUUCAAAAUUUAAAAAAAUUGGAAACAGAGUUAGAUGAAGAUAUAGAAAAAAAAGGAGAAUUUUUGGAUAGAGAAAAUAUUAAAGCAAAUAGAGCAUACAAAGAGUGUUUUGCCAUUCUAAAGAAAUUUGAUGUUGAGAAUCAUCAAUUUUUUAAAGAAGUUGAAUGCCUUUUGAAUGUUUAUGCAGAUGCAGCAAAAAAUAAAGGAAUACCACUAUUGUGGACUCAAAUGCCAUUGGAACUUUUUAUUAGAAAUAUAGAGCUAUAUAAUCAAUACUUAGACGUUUAUAUAAAACGACAGUUUGGAAACACGUCUAAGGAAGAGCAAAAGAUUGUUUCUAAUUAUGUUUCCUUAAUCGAUAACAAUAAAGAAAAAACCAUAGAUAAUGAAAAACUACUGGAACUCACGCUAUGUAAAACAAACUUAACUAAUGCAAAACUAGAAGAAAUUCUAACAAAAGUACAAGAGGAAUCGUACAUUGCAAUGUUGAAUUACAUAGAAGAUAUAUAUAAUUUAGGACAUUUGAAAGUACCAAAACAUUCUGAAUUAAGAACAGAAAUUUUAAAGCUAACUAGAAAGAGGGACUUCUUAGAAGAAAAUAUCACUUUGUUACAAGAACGUCAGUUAACAGAAGUAGCGCAACAGUUUUCACAGUUGGAAAUAACCAAAAUUUUAAAACAGGAUGCACAUGCGAGACUUGAACGAGCAAAAAGUCAUUUAGAAGAACUUAAAAGCCUACGAUUUCUUGCGCGGGAACGUGGUCAUGUGCGCAUUGAUUUACUACGAAUGCUAAUGGAAAUGCAAUUUCAGUGUCUUAAAAAUGUUUCUGAGUUUGUAGCGGAUGCUUAUCACUAUUUAAUCACGGAAUAUUCACUAUCAUCUACCAGAUGUUUUUUCGUUUCAAUGAUGUGCAGUGGCGAUAAUAUACAUCAAUUAAAUUCUGCAUUGCACAAAUAUAAUGACAUUAUAGACGAAAAUAAAACCACGAAACAAUUUAUACUAAAAACUUAUUUAACUUCAAAAGUUCACAAAUUAGAAUCUUUGGAAAAUGAAGUAAAUUUACAAUAUUUAAAUGAGAUUGAGAAAGGACCCACACAUACAUUUAAAUCAACCUCUUUUAAUAUUGAGACAUGUCACAAUGAAACAUUUAAUAAUUUACAAAACAUACAAACUGAUUUGACGAAGAUACGAAGUCAAAUGAAAGAACGAUUGAAAGCGGACACAAACUUCGAGCGAGGAAAAAACAUUCUUUGGCAACAAUUUCUAAUCGAUCCUGAUACAUUGAGAAGAACGUACAAGCAACUGAAGAAUAUGACAAAUAGAUCUUGUUUUGAUGAUGCAUAUAAAAACGAAUUAAAUGACUCAUUUACCAAAUGCCAAAUGUAUCUGUAUUCUCAAUAUACCGGCCAUGGUCACUGAUAGUGACAAAAAACGAACAAAAGACGAAGAUGAAAAGAGCGAAGAAGGAAAUUGUAGGAAGAAAGAUAAAAAUCACAUUAAUGUAAUAAAUGUACGUGUUUGUGAUUAUCUUUUAUCUAUUUAUAUGCUAUAUAGUGCGACAAAUCUAUAAAUCCAUUCCAUAAAGUCCGUAUUCUUGACGAC